Messenger RNA from Maylandia zebra (zebra mbuna), 3325 nucleotides. RefSeq names its product signal transducer and activator of transcription 1. NCBI's taxonomy places the organism in Eukaryota, Metazoa, Chordata, Actinopteri, Cichliformes, Cichlidae. The record is from RefSeq and is a predicted model, not a curated record. Gene Ontology annotation, molecular function: DNA binding; DNA-binding transcription factor activity. Gene Ontology annotation, biological process: signal transduction; regulation of DNA-templated transcription.
CGGAAGUUCGCGUCCUCGUUCUUAAGGCAAGAAUUAACAGCCAGAUCAGAAGGCUGGAGGUCGCUUGUGAUUUUUGUCCUGCUUUCACCUGUCCGACAAAGAGCCACCCACCAAGAUGGCUCAGUGGCAGGCCCUUCUGAAGCUGGACUCUGCACUCCAGAGCCGGGUCUGCCAGCUGUACGAGAGAAGAUUUCCCAAAGAGAUUCGCCACUAUCUGAGCACCUGGAUCGAGAACCAGGACUGGGAUUCGGCAGCUGUGGACGAGCACAGAGCCAGAACCUGUUUCCAGGCUCUCCUGGUGUUUCUAGAAGAGCAGUGGUAUCGUUCUGUUCAGGAGAACAAUAUUCUGCAGGGGCCAGAUUUUUCCAGGAUGAAGGACUACCUGCUGGGGCAUUUCGAGGGUGAGCCGCUGAAAUUGGCCCUAAUUCUGUCUGAAUGCCUGAAGGAGGAAAAGCAAAUUCUGGCUUCGGUCUCUCAGCCUCAGAGUUGCAAUAAUUCAAGCAUGCAACAAAGCUGGAGCGAGUUGGACGACAAAGUCAAUGAACUGAAGCAACAGACUUUGGAGACCAAGAAGGAAAUCAAGACACUGGAGGGUCUGAAUGAAAAACUGGACUAUAUUCUGAUGGCCUGGCAAAAUAAAGUGGAGGAGCACACUGAUAUGGCCCAGUCCCAACAUAUUGUUGAGCAGGCAUGUCAGAAACAUGCAGUCUCCAUAACAGAAAGAAAGGAGAAUGUGCUGCAUCAGUUGGUUAACAUUUUAAAGCAGACAGAAAAGGUUGUGGCGACUCUCACUGAUGUGGAGCUGCCAGAGUGGAAGCGCAGGCAGCAGUUGGCCUGCAUUGGAAGUCAAGAUGACACCAGUCUGGACCACCUGGACAAGUGGUUUUCGACUGUCGCCGAAGUGCUGCUAGGAGUCUGCGAACAGCUGAAGAAACUUCAAGACCAGAACAGCAAAUACAGCAGCACUGACCCUGCCUUCUGUCCCCCUACUUCAAUCCCAGAAAUGGAGAAAUUUGGGCUGUCCUUGUUAAUAAAACUAGUCACAAACGCUCUGGUGGUGGAGAAACAGCCCGUCAUGCAGAAAUUUCCACAGCGUCCUCUGAUACUGAAGACCGGGGUGCAGUUCAGUAUCACAGUGAGGUUCCUGGCAAACAUCCCUGAAUUCAAAUGCAGGUUCAGAGUCAAACCUGUAUUUGACAAGGAUGUUGCAGAAGCCAAGACAGUGAAAGGGUUCCGUCUCUUUGAUUUCAACAGAGACGACUGUAAGGUGUUGGACGAGGACACAGAUGGAGGCUUGAUGGCAGAAUUUGGGCACAUGUCGCUCAAGGAAAGAAAAUCAAGAAGCAAAAGCUCAUCUGCGAACCAUCUGGUAGUCACUGAAGAGCUGCACAUCAUCAAGUUUGUGACAGAGUUUCAGUACGCAGGACAAACGUGCAACAUCGAGGCCAGCUCCUUGCCCGUGGUCGUCAUCUCCAGCACGAAUCAAGUCCCCAAUGCCUGGGCCUCCAUCAUGUGGUGGAACAUGGUGUCCACCAGUGAACCUUGGGACCUGUCACUGUUCCUGAAUCCUCCUCCUCUCACCUGGAAGCAGCUGUCACAGGUGCUGAGCUGGCAGUUUUUGACCGUUGGCAAACGAGGGCUCGAUGAAAUGCAGCUCUUCAUGCUAAGAGACAAAAUUAUGGUUGGUGCUGCUGCAGAUGAUGAUGAUCCUGUGUUCUGGAGCAGCUUCUCCAAGAACGAAAAUGCCUGGAUCUGGAUCGAUGGCAUCCUCGAUUUAAUCAAGAAACACUUGGUGGAUCUUUGGCGUGAUGGAUCCAUCAUGGGGUUCGUGAGCAGGGAGGGGACACGCCUCCUGCUGCAGGAAAAAAAGGCCGGUACUUUUCUGAUCCGGUUCAGUGAGAGCAGCAGAGACGGCGCCGUCACCUUCAGCUGGGUCGACCACUCCAACGAUGAGCCUCAUGUGCAUGCAGUACAGCCAUACACCAAGAAAGAGCUGUCGGUGUUACCUCUGCCAGAUAUCAUUUACCGCUACAGUCUGGCAUCCCAGCGAAGCAGAAAUCCCCUGGUCUAUCUUUACCCCGACAUCCCCAAAGACACCGCCUUCGGACGCUACAAAUCCCCCGAAACAUCAGAACCUUCAGGGGAUGGAUAUCACCGCAGAAUACCUUCUUUUAUAUCAAACGAUCCUACGCCACCUCCUUCUCCACCCAAUGAGAUCCACAUGAUGGAAAUGGACAAUGACCUGGAAACAAGUGCCAGCUUGAGUGAAUUCCUCUCUUUUAUUGUCGACUCGCCUGCUCCAGUCGUGUCCUGGGAAUCUCAGCUGGACAUCUGCCCAACUUUAGCUUCGUUACAGACAUCAUCGCCUGAAAACCUCUUUGUCGAUCAGUUUAGUUUCAGCUAAAAUCUGCUGGAUUGCUGAUCACACGCUGCACUUUGCUGGAAAAGAAAAGCUGUACUGUAAAAAUAGCAACAAUCAAUGUGUAUGAGAUUUUAAUUCAAAGUUUGUAUUCACAUUCUGUUUUUCUUACUGUGCUGUAUAUUUGGUAUAUUUAGUUUUUUUUUUUUUGUUUUUUUUUUGACACUGUAAUUUUUAUUGAUAGUUUUGUCACAGUUUAAACAUAGACAUGUUUUGCAUUACAGGAGAAAUAACCAUGCAAGCACACAGUCAAAACAAAACAGAACUAAAGCGAACAGAAGGUGUGGGUGCCAAUUCUAAUCAACUACCGUAUGCAUGCCUGCCUUUGCUCAGCAGCAUACAUACUCCAGCUUAUAUAUGUACUUUUAUACAGGCAUGCAUCAAUAGAUAUACAGAGUCAUAGACCUUAAAUGUUUUGUUCGUUCAUUAAUUUUCCUUGGUGCCAUACAAUGUCCACUUCUCCCACUUAGCAACGAAAAUAUCUUCCUUUAAUCUGAGAAUGUAAGUCAUUUUUUCCAUUGCAUAGAUUUCUCCAACAAUAUUUAACCAGUCUUGUGAUGAAGGCGGAGCCAGUUUGUACCAGUUUCUUGUUAUAGCUUUCUUUGCAGCUAUCAAUAGGAUUUUUGUCAAAUACAAGUCGUCGUACAGAACAUACUCUCUAAUAUUCCCAAGAUAUACAGUUUUAAAAUUGUGUGGUAAUUGGUAGCCCAAGAUAUUGCCUAUUACAAGACUCACGUUCUUCCAAAAAUUAUGCAGUUUCAGGCACUCCCAAAACACGUGCGUAUGAUGUGCUUCCAUGUUACCACAUCUUCUCCAGCAUGGCAAACUGUCUUGAGUCUGUUUACUUUUGAUUUUUGGUGUAAUAAAGAAUCGAGUAAGGUGUUUCCACCCAAAUUCUCUCCAGCA